Hypanus sabinus (Atlantic stingray) is the source of this 1253-nucleotide messenger RNA. Its product is annotated as spermatogenesis-associated protein 21-like. The record is from RefSeq and is a predicted model, not a curated record. The transcript has 12 exons. Lineage: Eukaryota; Metazoa; Chordata; Chondrichthyes; Myliobatiformes; Dasyatidae. The coding region runs from base 32 to 850 and encodes 272 amino acids.
GUGAAAGGUCCUGUCUGUGCUGUAAUGUUCUAUGUUUGAUGUUUUCUUAUGUAAGGUUUGUUCUCAUACCUCCUUUUCUCUGUUAACAGAAGUGGCUCUGCAAGAACUUCAGCAGCAACUAGAGAGGUUGCAACAUGGUGAAUUGUCAGAAGAAGAAAAAGAGAGGUUGUUAAGUGAAGAGAGGAUGCUGAAGGAAAAGAUGGAAAAACAAAGAGACCGGAAAGGAACGUGUCGUCUUCCUCCACCACCACCACCAGAACAGAGAAGCGUGGAAGAAGCGCCAGCAGCUGCUGCAGCGGCACCACGUCCAUCAGCCGAGGCAAUGGGUGCCAGACCGAAAACUACCUAUGCUCGCAGGCGUUCAAACUUAUCAGUAUCUACAGCAGAACUCCAACCAGGCUGGAUGGAUACCCAACAGAUACGUCCUUCUGGCCUCCACCGGCCAAUGCCUUCUGUCACUGGCCCAUCCACAGCGUGUGAGAGCGGCCCAAGAGGAAGUGCGAUCCCUGCUCCAAAGCGGCAGAUACCCAGACCAUCUUCUCUGGCAGGUCCAUCCACAGCAUUGGACAGCAGUUUCAGAGGAAGUGCGAUCCCUGCACCAACCCGGCUACCGAGAUCAUCUGCCUUGCCCACUCCAUCAGGCUUGAGAGGAAGCGCAGUCCCUGCCCCGGUGCGGCAAAUUCCCAGACCAACCGUCCUGCCACAGCCAUCCGCUCUACAUGAGACCAGUUUGAGACGAAGUGCAACCCAUGCACCACAACGACAGCAAUCCAGAAUGCCGGCUCCCCGCAGUCAAAGACAAUCCACAGGAUCAAAGGUUUGCAAAAUGCCUCAAAGAAAAAGAAUGUAAUCGUAAAAAUAUGAGAAAGAAACUGAACGGCAAUUCCAAGUGCUUUGCAAACAAGAACGAUUUUAAGGUUACCGCGAUGAUGUAAUGCAUUCCCCAUACCUGGCAACAUGUCAAGAAUCAAUCAGAAAGGUCAGCAGUUACAAAAUUCAGGCAUAUGAAAAUGGACAACAGUUAGGUAUGGGAAAUGGCCAUUCUGGAGUCUGAAUUCAUGGAACAUCUGUACGAAGCAACUACCCUUUGCUCUGAUGUUGGUUAAAUCUACACUAAACAUCCACAUCUCCUGUGGGAGACAAUAUCUGUUUCAUUCAGCCGACUGAAGACUUAUGAGGUACAAUGGCUUGAGAAACUUCUUGGGGAGUGAAAUUCAUCCAGGGUUUACUUUCUAGGUGUCAGUGCAUAAACA